This is a messenger RNA of Cuscuta europaea, 10217 nucleotides long. Lineage: Eukaryota; Viridiplantae; Streptophyta; Magnoliopsida; Solanales; Convolvulaceae. The record is from the annotation of a GenBank genome assembly.
GCCAAAGCAUGCGGGGGAGGGGUAGUACUCAUCACACCCGAAGGCUUCCGAGCCUAUUAUGUUAUCCGUUUCUCCUUCAAAGUCUCCAACAAUGAAGCGGAAUAUAAAGCCCUCCUCUGUGGCCUUCGGCUGACAGCAAAUAUGAAGGCCAGAAUGAUCCACGUCAAGUGUGACUCCAAGCUUGUCGUGGGUCAAAUCUCCGGGGAAUACGAGGCCAAGGAAGGGAGGAUGAAAUAAUACAAGGAGGCGGCUAAAGAAUUGCUCAAGGUAUUUGAGGCACACUCUCUUACCCAAAUACCGAGGGCUCAAAAUUCUGAGGCCAAAAUUAUAUCAAAACUCUCGGAUGAAUCCCCCGAGCACAUCUCUAAAAUCACAAGGAUAGAAGAACUUAGCCUCUCAAGCAUACACGUCAGCCCCAUCUUGAACAUCCAUCAAAGGCAAGAGGACUGGAUCUCAAACAUCAUCACCUUCAUCACCACAGGGCAACUGCCCGAGGAUGAAGCCCGCGCCAAACUAGCAAAGCUGAGGGCUCUCAGCUACACCAUCGAAGACGGAAGGCUCUACAAACGAUCCUACAACAGCACACUACUCUGAUGCCUUCAUCAAGACGAAGCCGAAGUCGCCUUGGAGGAAGUGCACAGUGGCACUUGCUCAGCUCACCACGGACCCUUCUCCAUGUCCCGAAGGCUCAUAGUCCCAGGUUAUUUCUGGCCUACGAUGGCCCGAGAUUGUGCGGACCUCGCCCGAAGGUGUAGUGCAUGUCAACACUUUCAGAAGGCUCUCGGCAGGCCAGCGGUCAACUAUGCCCCCCAUCAGCACCUCCAUACCCUUCUCUAGAUGGGGCAUAGACCUUGUAGGCCCUCUGCCGAGGGGUACCUCCAACAACAGGUACAUCAUCGUUGCCAUUGACUACUUCACCAAGUGGGUGGAGGCUGAGCCCCUCGCCAGCAUUACUGAGUCCAGGUCCCGCCACUUUGUCCUGAAGAACAUUCUCACAAGGUUUGGCGUCCCCCAACAAAUCAUCUCCGACAACGGGACCCAAUUUGAGGCAGCCCCCUUCUGCGCCCUCCUGGAGGCAUGGGGCAUCAAGCACACCUUCUCAUUCGUUGCUUACCCUCAAGGCAACGGUCAAGUGGAGAACGCCAACCGGACAUUACUUGAGGACCUCAAAAAGAAGCUAGAGGCCGAAGGGGGAGGCUGGGUAGAAGAACUCCACAACAUCCUAUGGGCUUCUCCCUGUGCUAUGGAUUUGAGGCUAAAGCUCCCACGGAGGUGACCCUUCCUACCCGAAGGGUAGCCCAAUAUGAUCCCGAUGUCAACGACGCCAACAUGGCCCUCGACCUUCACCUCAUUUCAGAACGCCGAGAGCAAGCCUUCAUACGAGUGGAAAAUUACCGAAGGCAAGUGAAGGGCUACAUCGACGCCAAUGUCCGCUCUCGAGAAUUCCAAGUGGGGGAUUAUGUCCUCCGACGGAGGGAAGCUAGCCAACCAAUUGAGGGCGGCAAGAUGGCACCUAAGUUUGAGGGCUCAUACAUCAUAGCAGCCAUCAUCAAACCUGGGACUUACAAACUCAAACGCCCCAAUGGGGCAGAGGUCCCUAGACAUUGGAAUGUACAUCAACUAGUUAAAUUUUAUCAGUAAUAUUAGAGCAGCCAAGCCCUCACCACUAAUGAAUGUAUUAUCCUACGACCCAAGGCCUUCAAAUUUGAAGACAUAUUGAAGACACCAAGAACAACAAAUAAGACACAUAUGAGCGGCCAAGCCCUCAUGCGGACUACUGACCCAAGGCCUUGUCACAAGCAAGACCCUUCGGCACCAAGUGCCGAGGGUAGACACUCCAAUCACAUACGACAAAUGAAGGAAACACCAAGUGUUUUUAAGAAGACCCCUCGGUACCAAGUACCGGGGACCGUACUCCUAUAAGCUCCAGGCAGAGAAAAACAUCAAGUGUUUCCUUUGAAGACCCCUCGGUACCAAGUACUGAGGGCCGUAUGCUGAAACAAACACCAAGUGUUGUUUCUAAAGCUGUACCCCUCGAGGACGCAUUUAUACCGAAGGCGCCACCUAUCGGUGUCGGCGGCACGUAGUGCCCCGGCCAUUUGCAACCAGUGUGCAAAUGAAAACCCUUCCUUGAAACGCUUUCCGCGUCAUUACCCCAAGGGUAUGACAGACAACUAAUAUGCCCAGGAUUCGACUUUCAAAAAUGAAACGCUUCCCGCGCCAUUACCCCAAGGGUAUGGCAGGCCAUGGACUAUGUCUCGUGCCCAGGGAACGACUUUCAAAACUGAGGCGCUUUCCGUGCCAUCCCCCAAGGGGAGGCAGACAACAGACUACGUCUCGCGUCCAGGAAACGACCCUCGAUCCCCUCGGAACUCGGAAGGUUAACCCGAGGGGGGAGCUAAUGGUGUGUGAUGUUGCCUCCCGAUAGGCCAAGCCUUACCAAGAAACCAAGUUUCUUGAAGCCUUCCCUUCACUACCAAAAAAAUGGGUGAAGGGGAGUAGACUCAACGAGCAAUCAAUGAGUACAACACUCCAUGACAGACCGCCCUUCGGCAUUACAAGACAAUACAGACCAUACUGAGGGCUCCCCCGGGAACACCUCCGGUACCUGGAAGCUACUAAUUCCCGAAGACUACUAUUCAACACGACAAAGGAUCUGAAGGGAUUAGAGUCAAAACGACAUCAGUCUCCGAGAUUUCUACCAACACCGAAGGCUCUGAUCCUAUAAAAAGGAUUAAAAUUGGCUAAAUCCACUCAACAACGACUCAAGGGAUACCGAGGGCAUCCACUUUCCAUCCGCCCUUACUACAACAUGAAUGUCUUACAAAAAUUUCCUAAGUCCACACUUUGGAACCCACUACGGCCGAGGGCGCCUGCUACACAACACCGAAGGCGAGUACCCACAGACAUGAUCUUGAAUUUCCUAAGUCCAAGUUCCAGCAACCCCCGGCACUACAAUCUACACCGGAGGCUGGUACUCAUAGGGCUCAUUUACCGAAGGCCAAGUGACAAGUGACACUUAGGAACUUUUUCUAAGUCCCAAAUAUUAGGCCCUCGGUCAAAUCAUCAUGCAAGUCAGGGGACCUAAUAACCGAGGGCCAUACAAUGCACACCACUUGGAAAAAAAUUUUAUGUCCUAAAUAUUUGGCCCUCGGUCAAAUCUCCAUGCAGCCAGAGGGGUCACACAACCGAAGGCUCAGUGGUCAAACUACAUUUGAAAAAAAAAUUCUAAGUCCUAAAUAUUUGGCCUUCGGUCAAAUCUUCGUGCAGCCAGAGGGGUCACGGAACUGACGGCUUAAUGGUGAAACUACAAUUGGAAUAUUUUUUCUAAGUCCUAAAUGUUAGGCCUUCGGCCAUACAUCUAGCCAAGCAUACAUUCACGCACAAAGGAAAAACAAGGCGGGGAAAGACGAAGGCAUACAUUCAAAGGGAAAAGUAGAUUAUAUACAAAAGGUCCGAAGGCAUCCGUUCAUCAAUUCACAAAAGUAAAAGGCAAAUUGUUAUACAUAAAGGCCGAAGCCGAAAGAUUGUACAUGUUCGUUACAAAAAAAAAUCAGAAUUAUAUAACAACAUCAUCAUCAACAGCUGCAGCAUCACCCCCUUCGGCAGCUUUCGAUGUGGCGUCCCCUUCGGCCCCUUCCUCUUCCUCCCUAGCCUCCUUCAGCAGCUCAGAAUCCUCUAAGUCUGGCCUUUCAACAUAUGCAGGGAGGGGGACUCUAAUAUCUGGUUGGAGGGGGGAAGGCCAUAUGUCACCGGAUCAAAAGCCUUCGGCUCAAUCUUCAUGUGUCAGGACAGCCUUCUGUAGAUAAGGGCCUGGGUAAAGAACUCCCCCCAGCAUAGUAAUCCUCGCCCUUUCGGACUAACCACAUCGCCCCGGAGCCUUUCACCCACCCGUCAGCGGACGCCUCCACUACCGAAGCCACCCAGUUCUUGUGGUCUUCGGCCCUCCACCCCUCGGCCAUGAAAGCAGCAACGGCACUGGCGGCAGCCUCCGCUUUAGCAUCCUCGGCAUCCUCGACGGCUUUCUUCGCGGCCUCAGCAGCGGCCCUCUCGGCUUCAGCUUUCUCGUAACUACCUUCUCCGUCGUAGCCUUCGCUGGUUGGAGGUCCCCUUCUAGCUGGGUCAUCUGCCUCACGGCCUCAGCAUUAUCAUGGAUGAGCUUCUUCAUAGCCUCAUCCUGCUGCGCCUUCUGGAGGCGCCAUUCAUCGAACCUCCUAGCGUGCUCACCGAGGGCUAUGCAAGCCUGUUAUCAACCAGAUAGAGGAGUGAGACUAUCAUGCAAUAGAUAGAGGAAUUAGACUACUAUGUAGGAAAGAAGAAACUUACAGUGAGGGAGGACCGGAGGAUCUUUGACUCAAGGGCCUCAUCAUCGAGCUUGCCGAGGGCUUUCCUAUCCAGUGAAGGAGUAGCCCCGCCCAAGAACUCACGAGGGUCCACGGUGCCAUGUGUAAUGGCGGCACCCUUCGGCAAGGAGAACCGUAUGUCCUCCCGGGGCAAACCUACUUCACCCCCUGGGCCGAGGGAAGUUUGGAAGCGGUCGUCACCACCAGAACAUGGGGCUCGGAGGUGGAGUGCUCAUCCACGAUCAGCACCGGGAGAGCCUUCUUCACAGCAUCCCCCUUCUUUGGUCUCUUCCCCUCGGGGACUGGACCCUUGCCUGAUGUCUUCCUUUUGGCAACUUCGUCCGAGGGCUCACCACCCCUCUUUAAGAAUUCCCCGAGGGGCUUCUGCUUACUGGGCUCUUUCUUGCCCGGGCCCUUUGCUUUUUGUUUUUUCAGAGCAGCGAAGGCAUUGAUGUCCAUGCUGGUACCUGCAAAAGAACAAGGACGGGUUAGGCCGAAGGAUUAAAGGUGUCAACAAAUAUCAAAGUGCAAAAAUUCCUAAGUACAAAAAUUAAGGCCCUCGGCAGCUACCUCCUGUUCCCUCGAAGGCUUUGUCAAUGAGGGGGUAUUUCUCAUCCGUUUCCCCCAAGAAACGAUAUCGCCGGAAGCCGAGGGCGUACAAACCAUCCUCAAGGGUGCAUUCCUUGAUCGUCACAUUCUUCUUUCGCCCCUCCGGGAUCUUGGCAAUCUUCAAGCCAUCUUUUUCGAGGGCGGCACUUCUCACCCUCUCAUGCCGACGGAAACGAUCCUGCAACUCCCUCGGGAACGGGCUCUCGGGUAGCCUGACAUAGCACCACCGCUCCCUCCAGCCCUUGUUCGAAGAAGGCGCUUUGGUAAAUAGCCUCCACUGGGCGAUCUGUUGUAAAUUAGCAAAGCCUUCGGCAUUUGCAUGGCCUCCUCAGCAAAGAUUAAAGCUUUGGGAAAACAAGUCCAAGCUCGGUGUCACCCCCCGGGACUGACAGAGGUGAAGAAACCCGGUAAUAUAUGAGUGGCUGUUUAGGGUAAGUUGACAAGGAACCAAGCCCACAAACCGGAGGUACUCGCGAAGGAAAGGAUGGAGGGGGAACCGAAGGCCCAUUCCAACGGAGAGAAUAUGCACUGCAAUGCACCCCUCGGGCACCCGGGAGAGAACAUCAUCGGGACCAGGUUGCACCACGACAGCUGAAGGCUCUACACUCAGCUGGGUCACAUAGCAUUCAGCCCAAUCCGCCUUCGACUUCAACUCCGGGGCGGCGGUGUUCAGGUAGGAGUACCCCUCGGGCAUAUCGACAGGCUUCCCCACGUCUGCAACACUCCCCUUUUUCUUGGGAGCCUUCAUCUUCUUCUUGCCCUUCGCCGAGGGCGUCGCUCUGAGAGGUUCCGGGCUGAGGACCCGAGAGGUCCCUUCCCCGGUGGCUAUGGCCGAAGGGAUGGCGAUGGUUACCCGUUGGCGCUCCCUUUUCUCCUCCUCGAUGGCAGUUUGCAUAGCGAGGGCCAUCUCUUCGUCAGCGUUAACUUGCUCGAAGUCCUCGGCUUCGGUGACCAGAUCUUUUUGCACCUCCAUGGCGAGGGCAGAAUCACCAUCGGCCGAGGGCUGUUCGUUUGAGGACUCCACCUCGUAGACGCUUUCUGUUUCAAGCAAGGGCUCCCUCGAGAUGUCUUGCGAAUCACUUGCAGGUGACAUUUUCGAAAAUUAAAGGUUGAAUGCUUAAGACCGAAGGCUUCCUAAAUAACCCUAACACUUAAUCUAGGGCUGGAAAAGCUAAGUAUGCAAGUGAAGGGAGGAACGAAGGAAGAACUGACCUUGAGAACUUGGUUUGAUCGAAGGGAACUUUCUCUCUCUAGAAAUAUUGUGCGAGAGCUUCGCUACAAUAUGAUCGCGCAGGGGGAAUGGCCCUGGCCAGGGGUAUUUAUAGCCUCCAAAACCGGGCUUGGGCUGAAAUCCGGGCCCCCAUUCCCCGAAAUCAUCAUUACAAACCGUCGGUUUGACCAACCGGUGACGCCCGCCCGCCGGGAGCCAACGAGCACACGCCACGUGGACUCCACUUCCAACGGUCAUAUCUCAACGGCUAUAUUUCGCAGGCUAUGGGGCCCUAAGCUGGCACCUAUCAAACAACACUACGCACGCCUUCGGGUUUUCUCCCUUGGAAUCCUUCAUCAAGGGGAGCUUGCGGCUUAACAACGGGAAAACCCCUCGGGACCCCUCAGCCCUCAACAUGUUGGAAAUCAGGAGGCCCCCGGGGCCACGCCUUCAAAACCCCCUCAUCUCUGGUUAGCCUCCGGCUAAAGUACCAGGGCCCCCCUCAACACACGGGAACGAUCACCGGCAUUCAUCAAUCCCUCAGCCUCUUGGACAGGGGGACUACCCUCGGCGGUCCCCGGAAUGCUCGCUCAUGCUAAUCAACUACGGAUGCCUUCGGAGAAAUGCUCCCAGCAGACCCUCCGGGAUAUCAACAAAGCCCCUUCGACAACUCCACAGACACGCCCUCAGAUCAAGGGUAGCCUUCGGCAUCAACUUUGUCCUUCAUCUCAGACCAAGGUUUCACCUUUUCGAUUCAUCAUUGGGGGAAUUCGGUGCACUCUUUUUCCCUCAUUAGGAUUUUUUCCCACAGGGUUUUUCCUAAUGAGGUUUUUAACGUGGCAUCCCCCAAAAUGAAAUGAAAAGUGUCCACCUUCGGCCCCAUACAAACAGCAGGCACCACUCUACUCCUUUUCACCACUUUACAAGUGCCUCAAGGAGUGGGGGACUCGAGAACCCCUCCGGGAACCGGGAAAAUAAAAAAAUGCUAAAAAAUAUUCUCACAAAGCAUCAACACCCUUCAGUCCCAAAAUGUGGGGGACUGAAGGGCUGCCCCCGAUAAAAUCGUGUGCGAAUGCAAAAUCUCUCACAGGUUUACAAACUACAGCAAGGCAGCAUCAGAGGACAAACGCAUUUUACUCUUUUUCCCUGAAGUACCUUUCGGCAAAAGGAGUAAGGGACUCCUGAUAGAGUAUAUGGUCCAGGAACCCCCGGCCCAUAGACUCCCACUACUAUAGCGAAGGCCCAAUAGGCCCAGGAAGCACAGCAGGCCCAAAUCACAGUGCCCCAAGGGCCAAACAGCCCAUGACGAACAUUGGGAUGCCUUCGGUCCCCUCGCUGAAGGCUCAUAAACUUACAGUACAGUUGCUUUUAAGCACUCAAAGUGUGUGGGAGAAAGCGGGGAAAACAGUAGCCCUCGGUACCUAGAGCCCUCGGCACCUAGAGGCCCCGGGGAUGAAGAGCCUUCGGCUAAUCAUCUACGGCCGAAGGCAUCUCCUCGACAGAAUCUCCCACCCACAUGCGCUGGAUCAACGUACCGAGUACCAACGUCACAUCCAACCACCGCAUUUAAUGCGGCCACAUGCGAGUGCCAGUGCCACCCCGUUGAGGUGACCCCUCGACCACCAGAAUGAUGACACGUGUCCCUAUCUAGCAUUUAUUGCUGCUAUAAAUAGCACCCCUUUCCCCAUUUGUAAUCCACGCUGAAUACGUUCAUUAUCAAUAUACACUCUCUCUCUACUGUUGCUCUGACUUCUCUCUAGUUACUCCCCGCAGUAACCCCUCGGAUAGAUACCCCGGGUACACUUAUCCAUCAAAAUGUAUGUCAAGUGUGAUGUAUAAAUUUUGUGUACACCAAGAAUUGUUGAUCUUUCUAGAACAAUUAACUCUAAUCAUUAUAAUGUACUCUCUAGGUCUCAUAUUUUUGUCUCAUUUUGCAUUUUUCGUUUGUUCUACUAAAUUUAUCAUACCAUAUUUGGUAUUAUUUGGGUGAUUGACAUUCUUAUUUUUCACAAUUUGUCAUUUUAAUACUAACAACACAAUUGUCCUUUCACAAGAAUCUCACAUUUAUUUAUCUAAUCUCAAAAUAAUCUUACUUUUGCACUCAAUCUUCUUUCAUUAAUCCCAAUUGAUUGAUGACCUGCUAUAUUAUUAUUUUUUCUCUUUGGAAAGUUUACAUAAAUAGUUCCACCUUCUACAAAUCUUCUCAAAACAAUUCCAUAUUUUCAAAUUUUUUCUCCCUAAUAUUUUUCAUUCUUUAUUUCUAUCUUUAGACACUUUUUUAUUCUUUUUUCGUUGUUUUUUUAAUUCUUUUCCAUAAUUAUAUAUAUUAUAUUUCUCACUCUAUUCAUAGAGUUUUUUUUGUAAAAUUUUCUUUUCAGACAAAUAUAUUUGUCAUUUUCUUCUUCUUCUUCUUCUUCCCAUAUUUUUGUUUCAUUUUCCAUUUUUUGUAUCUCUCUUAUUUAUCCUUCGGGAGGUAACAUCAACAUUUCGUGAGGCCCUGGUUCCACCACUAUAGCCGACGGGCCGACAUAGAACUGUAUGGUUUGGAAAUCGGAGUCAUCAUCUCUCGUCUUCAGUCCCGUCAAUACCGCCGUGUUCAGAUAUUGAGUGCCCUUUCAGAAUCCCAACAGAAUGUCCUCGAUUGGCAUCUGGCCGAGGGCUGGGGAACUUCUCACCCGGUCAGUUUUCGGAUUCCGUCGAUGACGUCAAUGAUAUAUUUUGGGAAUCAUCGUCGUAAGACAUCUCUACAGGCAAAAAACUGACGGCUAAAGGGAACCUUGUGGCUUAAGGCCACUAACACUAGAUCAAACCUGGUAAAAGGCAAAGUACACAACAAACAGGAAGAACAAUUGAAGCACUGACCUUAGAAAAAUCGUUUUGAUCGUCAAAGGGUUUAUAUAUCUAGAGUUGGGCAGAGCUUCGCUUCAGACAUAAAAAAACGCACAUGCCAAAUGACUCUGGAUCAAGGGUAUUUUUAGGCAAUCUAACCACGCUUACCUCGAUACCACACCCCCUAGUAAAAAAACCAUUAUUUCAAACUCAUUGGCCCGCCCAAUGGCAAAGCCCGCCCAGUAUGACCUUAUCAAUGACUGACGCGUGGCGCCAGUGCCAAUGAUCACUUCGCCUUUUCCUCCCACGCCAUCGGUACAAAUCCCCAAGCCCGGGAUAUCUUGAGAGACCUGAAUCUAGAUAGCCUCUAGCAGUUCGUGCCACCAGAGUCAAACAUUACCGACUUGCAACGCCUUCAUCCCACACGCCGGUCAUCCCAAACACUUGGGCUACCAAUGAAAGAGCCUCCUGCCAACAACCCCGAGACACCCAACUAUUUUUAGCUCAAAUCUUGCCUAGAUUCUAUCACGGCCCUCGGGAUACCUCAAUUCAUCAACCCUUUUUCCCCGAUUAACCUUCGACCAGAAGGAGCUAGUGAGGGACUAGGGGACUAUCCAUCGGUCUUUUUCGAAACAAGACUCGAAAAUCAGAAUGACAACAUGUGAGCCUUAAGAAACUCAGUAAAAAACGUAACAAACAACUCCCCUUCACCUCGAAUAUCUCUCGGCAAAGGGAUUGGAGGACUCCUAAUGGAGGGGUAUAUGGCUUAGAAACACCGGACCCACAUACUCUUGCCACCUCAACAGGUGCAACUACUUCAAAUAGUCCAAUGAAGCAAUUGGACACACCCCUCGGGCCCACGAUUGAGAGCUAGGGACAAUGACACCUCAUAAAAGGCCAUCCUACAUAUGCGGCCUAGAACAUCCUCGUCUCUAGGUGAGCCCUCAGAACAGAGCAUUUGGUCACUGAGGGCAAAGCCUGCGGCUCCGGUCCAUGAGACCUUUGGGUCAGUAACUUCCAACACUCAACCAUCACAUCUAAUGCUCUGCCACAUGCUCGCAUCUGCCUCACAUCGAUGUUAUCUCUUCGUCAUAGACUAGUUUACAUGUGUAUGUUCAUUUAAUGCAUUUAGCAUUUAUGACUAGCAUAAAUAGUUGCCCCUUGGGCACAUGUAACAACUCAAAAAUUAUUAAUAUGAUUGCUCUCUCUCCAACUUAAUAGUUGUG